Messenger RNA from Gopherus flavomarginatus (Mexican gopher tortoise), 2750 nucleotides. Its product is annotated as tripartite motif-containing protein 15-like. The coding region runs from base 1 to 690 and encodes 229 amino acids. The transcript has 4 exons. NCBI's taxonomy places the organism in Eukaryota, Metazoa, Chordata, Testudines, Testudinidae. The record is from RefSeq and is a predicted model, not a curated record. Gene Ontology annotation, molecular function: protein binding.
AUGGUCCAUAAGAAAAACAGGCUGACCCAGGGUGGAUUGAGUGGACUGGCUUCUUUAUUGUGGUACUUGUUCCCCUCGACCCAAUUGUCGAGUAAGCCCUGGAUUAGUUACAGCACACUCCUUUUAUCCAGGGUCCUGCUCACCCAAAGACCUUCUCAUGCGAAUGUGACUCUGGAUCCAGACACGGCACAUCCUGAGCUUGUUCUGUCUGAAGAUAGGAGAAGCGUGAGCCGGGGACACAAGAGCCAGAUGUUGCCUUACAAACUGCAGAGAUUUGAUUAUUUGCUCAGUGUGCUGGGCUCUGAGGGCUUCAACUCGGGGAAACAUUCCUGGCAGGUGAAGGUGGAGGGAGGGGCAGCCGCAGACUGGGCUGUGGGGGUAGCUAGACAGUCUGUGCAGAGGAAUGGAGAGGUUGGCUUUACUCCCGAGGAGGGGGUCUGGGUGGUGCAGAAAUGGGGCAGUGUCAGAGACUAUCGGGCUCAAACCUUUCCUGUCACUCGCCUGUCCUUGAGUAGAGAUCCCAGCAGGAUCCGGGUCUCUCUGGACUAUGAAGGGGGGUUGGUGGCAUUUAAUUAUGCUGAUAAUCUGGCCCCGAUCUUCACUUUCCCACGGGCCUCUUUCAAUGGGGAGAAAAUCUUCCCUUUCUUCUGGAUCUGGGGUACAGGAUUCAAGCUGAGCCUGCAUCCCUGAGAGGCAGGGUAGCCCAGGGCUCUGUUAGUACCUUAGAGAGCAGGCUAGAUAAACCCGUCUCACGGUCUGGCAGUGACUGCCCAGUCUGCUUGUUCUCAUGCUGUAUGGUUCUGUAGGAUUAUAUCAGAGAACAGGGUCAGAGAAAGGUGGGAGGGGGAGAAAAAGUACCUCCAGGGAGUGGGGAGGGAGGGGAUAGGAAAGGGGAACUGGGGCUUGGGGGUGGGGGGAGGAAUGGAGGAUGGAUAACAAAGUGAACAGCUAGAAAGGGGAGGGGCACAGACCUUGAGAUGAGGGUUUAGUACUUUCUCCUUGUGGAGUCACUGGGGGCUUUUCUACACUUCAAAAGCUGCACCAGUGCAGCUGUGCUGCUGUAGCGCUUUAGUGAAGACGUUACUAUGGGAGAGCGUCUCCCGUCAGCGUGGUGACUCCACUCCCCGAGAGGCGGUAGCUACGUCGGCAGGAGAUGCUCUCCCAUCUACACAGGGGUCAGGUCGGUGUAACUGCGUCGCUCGGGGGGGUUCACACGUAGUUAUACCCAUGUGAAUUUGCAGGGCCCACCUGGCCUGAGAGUCUCUGUCCCAGGACAGGCUCCUUGGCGGAGCCUGCUCAACGCACCAGUGCAUGUGACAGAAACGAUCCCUUAGAAUGAGUCUGUGGGAGGUUCUGGCUGGACCCUGCCCGGGCGCAGAGGCUGGAAAGGAAAGCUGAGGGGUCUGCAGGCAGGGCCAGAAUGCCAUUGGCAGAGCAAUUCCCACCCCGUCCUAGAGCCACUGCGGCUGGAAGCUCAGCUGCAGAAUGGGCACCAGGAGCUCUGCCCUUUGCGCCCUGUGCAGGUCUUGGCCAGAACCCCCCAUGGUGCUCACUGCCUGAAAGGGACGAAGUAAAACCAGGGCCAUCGCCCUGCAUCUCCACCUCCUCUUCCUGUACAGGCACAAGCCCUGGCAGCUCACUGCACGUCUCCACGUGCUCAUCAGAGGUUUCUAGCUGAUCAUGUACAAUUGCCCCACUUGCAGCAUGGGGCAAGGUGUAGCCAGUUAGUUCAUUUUAUUAUCCAUGUAUGGUUGUGCUGUGUGAUGUAAUGAUUAACUCAGAUGCUAAAUUACUUCUAAUGAAGGUAUGCUAACUAGAUUUAGGGUGUAGGAUUAUAGAAGUAUCAGUGAUAAGUAGCAUUAGGUAUAUACGUGCAGUAUGGCUGAAACGCAAGGCCUGCAGGCUGAGGCCUGUCAGAUUUCAGCUUAGCCAUACUAGGCCAUAGGUUUAAGAAUGCCUGACAUGAAUAAGUGACCAAAGAUUGACCCUACGCCAGUAAGAUCACAAUACUAUUGGAAAGAUGUGCCAACAGGUGAUGUUGCGGAAAAUCAACUGCAAUGCACUAUCCAAGAUCAUGAGAUACCUUAUUGUAACAUCAUUCACAACACAUGUCCUGGAUGCAGGGUACAUGUUGUGCCUAGAUGCUAAUGAAAAUAAGAGGGACUACAGACAACCUGUGAAAAACAGGGCACCCCUAUAUUUAUGGAGUGAGGAAAUACAGAUAAGGAAAAAAGAGGGUUGACACCUUCAUGCAAAUGCAUAGUGUGUUAGAUGUAGUCAAAAUUACAAUAUAAAAGCGGGUUUGCAGACUGAGUGAAAUUGGGAGUACACAAGGGAAAAUUCCCAGCAGGAGCCAUUUCUCUACUGAUGUCCAGUUGGUGAGGAAUCCAUCAGACUCUAAGAAUAUCUUUAAGGAUGUGAGUAUGACUAUAUUUAUAACUUGUACAUGGAUAUUCGUAGGGUUUACAUAUGCUUGGUGUGACGCAUGGCUAGAAAGGGUUAAACAUCCUGCAAAAUAACCCUGCAAAGACAUGUGGGGAGAUAAUGUUGGUGUUUUGUGUAUUUACUUAUGUAUGAGUAGGGUGGACAAUGUAAUCAACAGUCCCUGUCUAUGUUGUAUUCUGAUAGUUCAGAGAUCAAAAGAACAUCCUAGCAUGUAAACGAAUUGUAAACAUGGGAUAUCUAGGUAUUCAUCGCUCAUUGAAAUGUACUGUGAAUGGUGGAGGAACGAGCAAAUGGCCUUAUGUUGA